Messenger RNA from Corythoichthys intestinalis (scribbled pipefish), 6946 nucleotides. Its product is annotated as gastrula zinc finger protein XlCGF57.1-like. The transcript has 3 exons. NCBI's taxonomy places the organism in Eukaryota, Metazoa, Chordata, Actinopteri, Syngnathiformes, Syngnathidae. The coding region runs from base 280 to 1725 and encodes 481 amino acids. The record is from RefSeq and is a predicted model, not a curated record.
AGAAAGAAGUAGUGAUGGCAACUUGAAACUGAAACUUCAAAACGUGCUCCGAAUCGGUGACUUAUAUUUUCAAUGAACCACUGCUCCGGAAGCGCUUGCUCUGGACCUAUUUGGGACUUGCCGUUCUUUUGGUAUUCCCUUUUCCCAACCAAACGAGCUCAUUCAAAGUAUUCUCACCGGAUGCGACAAAAUAAUCCUGACCAAAGGCGAACGACGUGGAAGAUGAGGUGAGGAAAUCCAGGCCACGAAGAUCAGCUGUAGAACUGUAAAGAGAAAAAGAUGUAUCCGGCAGACGUCGCUAUUAAAGAGCUUCACCCUCAUGACCACGAUCCCCUCCACGUUAAACAGGAGGAGUCUGAGAUGCCGUACAUUAAACAGGAGGAAAAGCCAGAGACCCCCAGCAUUAAAGAAGAAGAACAGGAAGAUGAGAUCCCCGAGUUUCCAAUGACUGUCAUUGUGAAGAGUGAAAACGACGAAGGUCCAAGCGAAAAGAGCGGAGCAGCGAAACCUUCGAGCGACAGCUCAUUCCAACACCUGACAACAAAAGAAGAGGGACAAUGGCAACAUGACGGUUCGUUAUCGCCACUCUCACACAGUGACGAUGUAACUUCACAAUCAUCUCUUUUUAACACUGAUGAGAAGGAUAAAGACGUUGACCAAAAUGCUUCAAAAUCCUUAAACAAGUCCUCAUUGAAAAGCGGCACAAAAGGGGUUGGGAGACCUUUUACCUGUUCACUUUGUGAUAAAACGUAUUCUCAGAAAAAACACUUACAAAGCCACAUGUAUACACACACUGGGGAGAAGCCUUUCGCCUGCUCAUUUUGUGAUAAAAGAUUCACUGGGAAGUCACAUUUAAAAAAUCACACAAAAACACACACUGGAGAGAUGCCUUUUCAAUGCACAUCUUGUGGUAAACAAUUCACUAGUAAGGGAUGUUUAAACCAACAUACCAGGAUACACACUGGAGAGAAGUCUUUCGUCUGCACAUCUUGUGGUAAACGAUUCUUUGAUCAGGCACAUUUAAACAGACACACACUCACACACACUGGAGAAAAGCCUUUUGUCUGCACAAGUUGUGGUAAAGGAUUCAUUGAGAAAAGAGAUUUUAUCAGUCACACAAGAGCACACACUGGAGAGAAGCCUUUUCCCUGCUCACUUUGCAAUAAGCGAUUCUCUCAGAAAGAACGACUGAACUCUCACUUGAAAACACACACUGGAGAGAGGCAUUUUGCGUGCUCAUUGUGUGAUAAAAAAUACUUAAGAAAGUCAAAUUUAAUCAGUCACACAAGAACACACACUGGAGAGAAGCCUUUUCAAUGCACAUCUUGUGGUAAACGAUUUACCAUUAAGGGAUGUUUAGACAAACACGCAAAGAUACACACCGGAGAGAAGCCUUUUGUCUGCACAUCUUGUGGUAAACGAUUCACUGAGAAGGCACAUUUAAACAGACACACACUCACACACACUGGAGAAAAGCCUUUUCAAUGCACAUCUUGUGGUAAAAAAUUCAUCGAGAAAGGAGAUUUUAUCAACCACACAAGAACACACACUGGAGAGAAGCCUUUUGCCUGCUCUUUCUGCGAUAAAAGAUUUUGUACGACGCAUGAGUUAACAAGACACAUGCGUACACACACUGGAGAGAAGCCUUUUGCCUGCUCUCGUUGCUAUAAAAGAUUUUGUACGAAGCAAAAGUUAACAGGACACAUGCGUACACACAUCGGGUGAAACGGCUUUUCUCUGCGCACUUUGUGGUAAAAGAUUUACCCGGAAGGAACAUUAAAGCUGUAGUGUGAACUAAUUUCUUCACAUGCCAAAUAGGGUCACAAGUAAAGUAAUUAAACAUUGUCCACCAAAUAAAGCAUGAAAAAAUAAUUUAUAUGUUGUAUAUUUGACAAAAUAAUCGCGUUUCCGAAGUUCGAGCCUGAAAGGGGACGAACCUCGAAGUGAUACGUCACACCGGGAACAGCGUUGGCAGCUCCAUACAUACGGCCGCCAUACAAAGCCCUUCAAACAAUGAUUCAAACAGCGAUAUAAGCGAUAGACCGAGCGCAAGGGAGGAGAUCCAAGUUUUUGAAGAGUUGGAGGAAGAAGAGGAGCUUGGAGUUUUAUGUUGGAUCUAACAUGUAUUAGCCAGACGCUAAUCAGAAUGCAAACAGUGUGCCUAGACUACCUGACAUGGAAUAGAUACAAGACCCAUCGAGAUUACAACAUUGGUAAGAUAUAGGCUGUUAUUAUUUUUAUGAUUUGAAGAUGCAGGCAUUUGCACAUAAUGUUAUGUUUUUGUCUAUCUGAUGACAUUGUUAAAGAAAAUAAUCCGACUUCAUGUUCAUUUUGGCAGAUCCGGCAGCUCUCGUACAUAUAAAAUAAUAAUAUAAAAACGUUGGGGGGAAAGAAGGAGAUGAGUCUUCGAUGGCUUUCUCCACUUUACUGUGGCAACAAUAAGAAAACAAAAUAAUAGUGGGCUGCCGCCACAUUCGACCGCGAAGUUUUGCUUCUCGCCGAUCUCCUCCUCGCCUCCCACUCCAGCGUCUCUUAAACGGAUUGUGCAUGGUGUCAUGUUAUGAGCUUUUUGUUUACAAAUGUAUCGAACACACGACGCGCUGACAACCUUGUCUCUUUAUUAACACAUGGAGCAGUUCUUAUGGAAAAGUUAGAACACAGCUCGGCACAGCUCUCGGCAGGAAUUGGCGUCUAAUGGCGUGAGGAAAUGUAGUUUUUUCACACAAGCGAACAGAUUACAAAGCACCACUUCAGUGUUGUCCCGAGACUACAUUUCCCAUGAUUCGCUGCGUGACCUGCGCGCUCGCUGAUUCGCUGCGAGAUUGACUCGAUGGCUACGCUAAACCAACACGCUAUUUUUCAGCUGUCAGCGGCUCUCAUAAAACACAAACUAGAAGCCUAUCUUGCGAUCACCGUGAACGCUGAACCGUCCAUAAGCAAUGCAAUGCUUGAAGCAUGAAGGUGGAAAUACAUAAUACAAAUACAAAUAAAUGUGCACAAACUAACCGGCGGUGUGUGUCUCUUACAGCAACGUGACCGUGAAUUACCGCGACGCCGACCCGUUUAUAUGAACAUCCACACCCGUUUCCCGAUUGACAGUGGAUGAACCCUUUCGGACAUGAUCGUAGAUGACGCACAAUUUAAACACGCUUAACCUAGCGAACGCAACAACAACUAUGAUCGGGGAUUUCCACGAGUUAACUUUCGGCUAACAUCGCUAGCUUAUACUGUUCAAUUCCACAACAGUAGGCAGCUAUGCUUUGACAAAGUCAUCAGUCAUCUAUCCAAAAAUCACACUUACUUUUUGGCAAAUCCUUGAUCAUAAGCAGACCGGUUAAGGAAGCAGGCAUCUUUGAAGUGUUUGCAGCAGAGAACACUACUCAAUGAUGGCGUGAAAUUCAUUCGCUUCGUGCGAACGAAAGAUGUCCAUUUAUGUGCCCUGCUAUCCUUUGGCCACUCAUACAACUUUUCGUUUGAGCGAGAACAAAACAUCGCCACAUACCGCUGUGGCAUCUUACCGAGAAGCAAUGCAACAAAUAAUACUGUUCUAUGGUGGACUUACCUCGCACGUCUAGGUGUGACGUAAUUUCCGAAGAUUUCCGAAGAUUGCCGAAGAAAAGCAUUUUCGUUGUCAAGGGCGUUGCUAUGGGUUAAACAAAGAAUCUAGAAGGGUUGCGUUAAAAAAAAUAAUGAAAAUAUGCUUAUAAUUGUUUAGCCAUUGAUAUUAUUCAAAAACAUUGUUGGCCAACCUUACUUCAAAGUUCCCCUUUAAACUCAAAAAGACACACCUAAUUUACUUACGGCUUACUGCUUUUCACAAUUUGACUUCUGAUUGUCAACAAUACUUUGAUGCUUCCCUUCUUUAUUUUGUUUGUCCUUCAGGGUAGAUUUUUUUUAUGUGUUUUGUGUAGAGAUGUGCCAAUCGAUCGGGUCCGAUCAUGUCAUUUUCAAAGUAUUGGAAUCGGCAAAAAAAUAUUGGCCAUGCAUUUUUUAUUUUUUUUAAUUUUUUUUAAAUCGUUCUUUAAUUGUAUUUAACGUUACAGACAUGUUACACUCAUCCAGAGUCUUUAGUUUAGGCUUAAGGUAGGGUUAUCAAAUUUAUCCCGAUAGCGGCGGUAAUUAUUUUUUAAAAAAUGUAUCACGUUAAAAUAUUUAACGCAAUUAAUGCAUGCGCUGCACGACCCACUCAUGCAUUGUCGCACUCAAUCUGUAAUGGCGCCGUUUUACCUAUAUAGAGAGAUAAAAGGCAGCGUAAAAUAAGGAGUGAAUUUUGGCAGCCUUUGGAGCCUUUUCUUAAUUGGCUAAAGCCUUACUAUCCCUCUCCCUACGAUUAGAAAUAUCAUGGGAAGCAAUGUGGGGAAGCAAGGUAACAUUUGAUCUUUUUCUUAACACCUUAUGUUAUUUACCAACGCAAAGAAGAUAUAUCAAUUGGUAGCACUACGCACAUUGUUCCACUUCCCAUUAUGCAUUUGGGCAUGGCUACAGUAUCAUUUACUGAAAGCUCAACAAAUACACUAGAUGGCAAUAUUUAGUCACAAUAUACAAAGUAACAAGUCUUUCUAUCCGUGGAUCCCUCUCACAGAAAGAAUGUUAAUAAUGUAAAUGCCAUCUUGAGGAUUUAUUGUCAUAAUAAACAAAUACAGUAUGUAUGUAUGUAUGUAUGUAUGUAUGUUGAAUGUAUAUAUUCGUCUGAGUUUUAUUCAUUUUUUUCUUAAUGCAUUGCCAAAAUGUAUAUGAUCGGGAAAAAUUAUCGGGAAUGAUUGAAAUUGAAUCAGGAGCAAAAAAAAAAGCAAUCGGAUCGGGAAAUAUCGGGAUCGGCAGAUACUCAAACUAAAACGAUCGGGAUCGGAUCGGGAGCAAAAAAACAUGAUCGGAACAACCCUAGUUUUGUGCAUUGUAAUCAUUUGAAAUCUGCUUCAUUGUAGAAAUACUGAACCUUUUUAAUUUUACUAUCAAAUAUUUUUCUUUAUUACUUACUAACUUACUUACUUUUUUGUAAACUGUUUUUUGGUAAAUAUGGGCUGUAUGUGCAGUGGUACCUCGACAUACGAUUGCUUCGACACUAGGGAUGGGAAUCGAGAACCGGUUCUUAUAGAGAACCGGUUCCGCGCAUAUCAAUUCCAUGGAAUCGUUUGGCAGAUUAUCUAAUGAUUCUCUUAUAGAUUCCAAACAGUACAAUAAACGUCAAGGACUUUACGCAAGAUACACACCGACAAGUAAGCAAGUAUCACAACAUAAAUGCUCACAGUGUAAUAACCCACCAAGUGUACCAUGAGGUGUCGCCACCGAGUGAUAACAAAUAUCUCUUCAUAAUCACAGAUUAGUUUUAAAUGCUGAAAAAACUAAAUACAUGGUUUUCUCCACUUCCACCAUUACUGACAAUGAUUUACCCGGAAUCAAAUCCCUAAAUGGUACUCAAAUUACUCUCACUGAUUCAUACAAAUACUUCGGAAUUUAGAUUGACAGUAAUUUAUCAUUAAAAACUCAUAUUCAUCACCUAAUCCGUAAAUUUAAAUUUAAAUUUAGCUUCCUGUAUAGAAUCAAAGGCUGUCUGUCAACUUCUAAUCGAAAAACCAUUUUUUUAUCUUCUUUUGUUUCUGUUCUUGAUUAUGGGGACAUCUUGUACUGUCAUGCAGCUCCAUCAACUCUUCAACAGUCAAACCCGGUUUAUCACAGUGCACUAUGUUUCAUCACCAAUGACAAUUUCUGCACUCAUCAUUGUACCCUGUAUCAAAACGUUGGUUGGUCCUCACUACAGUCAAGAAGAAAUAUCCACAUCGUAACUACAAAACACGAUCGUCCAACUACUUAACCCUAAACAUCCCACUCACACGCACUAAUGUUGGCAGAACUGGCUUUAGCUACUAUGCUCCUCUUAAAUGGAACAAAUUGCAAUCUACUCUCAAUCUACAGUCAAUCAUUCAUCUUGGUGAUUUUAAAUCUCUUUUGUCUGAUGUUUUUACUGAUUAUUGUAACUGUUUCCGUUAGUGUAUUUUGUGUUGUUUGAUAUUUGUGAAUGUUUUUUGUGUUCCGGCCUUUCUUGUAAAAGAGAUAUUAACCUCAAUGAGACUGCCUGAUAAAAUAAAGAUUAAAUAAAUAAAAAAUAAUGUAGUGGUAUUCACAGUCCAAGUCAAUAUUCGUGAGAUACACACGUUCCCAGGCUUCAACUGGGACCGUGUGCUUUGGUCAGAUGAGACCAAGAUUGAGCUUUUUGGCAACAAACACUCUAAGUGGGUCUGGCGUGCCACCUCAUACCCACUGUGAAGUAUUGGGGUGGGUCAGUGAUGCUGUGGGGCUGUUUCGCUUCCAAAGGCCCUGGGAACCUUGUUAGGGUGCAUGGCAUCAUGAAUGCUAUGAAAUACCAGGACAUUUUAAAUCAAAAUCUGUUGCCCGAAAGCUGAAGAUGGGUCGUCACUGGGUCUUUCAGCAAGACAAUGACCCUAAACAUAUGGCCAAAUCUACACAGAAAUGGUUCACCAGACACAAAAUCAAGCUCCUCCCAUGGCCAUCUAAGUCCCCAGACCUUGUUUUGUUGGCAAAAGGGGGUUGUACAGAGUACUAACACCAGGGUUGCUAAUCGUGACACACAUUAUUUGAUGUCAAAUAUUUUUUUCUUUAUGUGGGAUUUUUUCCCCACUGAAUAAAUGCACUUGUAUUGAAGGUUGGAUUUUUCUCUUUUUUUCUAUUAAGGUCCCAUAUUAUUUGAAUUAAAAAAAAAGACAUUAGAAGCUAAAAAACACAUCUUUUUCAGGGGUGCCAAUAAUUAUGGAGGGCACUGUAUGUUCCAAUUUUAAAAAAAUAAAUAUCCUGUUGAAUGCAAAAGUUUUUGCUUUUUUUUAAACCCAGAUUUCUCAAAGUAACACAUUUUGGAGCUAUCCUCCCCUCCCCUCACAUUUCGUUGUUCAUGCAUUAUGUAACAUCAUACUGUAGACUUGUUCAGCAUCUU